AUGCUGUGGGUGGACUGGCCCCCCGUUGGGUCGGAGAGUGCCCUUCCAGACGAAGUGCUGCUGGGACUCACCUGUGAGGACCCUACUUUCAUGCAAGGCACCGCUUUCUCUGCUACUCUGCCAACCCAGCCACUCGCACCGUUGCCAAUAGCAAUGCUCCCCAAACUCGCUGCUCUGUCUGGCUCCGCUCCCUGCAUUAGGGACGGUUCCACACUGCAGCAGGUGGAGUGGCCGCGCGUUGGGUCGGAGAGUGCCCUUCCAGACGAAGUGCUGCUGGGACUCUGCUAUGAGGACCCUGCUUUCAUGGAAGGCACCGCUGUCUCUGCUCCUCUGCCAACCCAACCACUCGCACCGUUGCCAACAGCAAUGCUCCCCAAACUCGCUGCUCUGUCUGGCUCCGCUCCCUGCAUUGGGGAUGGUUCCACACUGCAGCAGGUGGAGUGGCCGCGCGUUUGGUCGGAGAGUGCCCUUCCAGACGAAGUGCUGCUGGGACUCUGCUGUGAGGACCCUGCUUUCAUGCAAGGCACCGCUUUCUCUGCUCCUCUGGCAACCCAACCACUCGCACGGUUGCCAACAGCAAUGCUCCCCAAACUCGCUGCUCGGUCUGGCUCCGCUCCUUGCAUUGGGGAUGGUUCCACACUGCAGCAGGUGGAGUGGCCGCGCGUUGGGUCAGAGAGUGCCCUUCCAGACGAAGUGCUGCUGGGACUCUGCUGUGAGGACCCUGCUUUCAUGCAAGGCACCGCUUUCUCUGCUCCUCUGCCAACCCAACCACUCGCACCGUUGCCAACAGCAAUGCUCCCCAAACUCGCUGCUCUGUCUGGCUCCGCUCCCUGCAUUGGGGAUGGUUCCACACUGCAGCAGGUGGAGUGGCCGCGCGUUGGGUCGGAGAGUGCCCUUCCAGACGAAGUGCUGCUGGGACUCUGCUGUGAGGACCCUGCUUUCAUGCAAGUAACCGCUUUCUCUGCUCCUCUGCCAACCCAACCACUCGCACCGUUGCCAACAGCAAUGCUCCCCAAACUCGCUGCUCUGUCUGGCUCCGCUACCUGCAUCGGGGAUGGUUCCACAUUGCAGCAGGUGGAGUGGCCGCGCGUUGGAUCGGAGAGUACCCUUCUAGACGACGUGCUGCUGGGACUAUGCUGUGAGGGCCCUGCCUCCGCACAACGUGCUGCUCUCUCUGCUCCUCCGCCCACGCAGCCACGCGCACCCGCUGCUCUUUGUGCCUUCGCUCCCGGCAGCACGAGCAGCUGCAUUUCAGCGGUGCUUGCGGGGAGUACGUGUGGCACAGAGGAGCAGGAAUACGUUGAUGCAUGCAUUGACGCGCUCUGGAACGGAAGCAACACGGACAACAACAGCAACGGCGCUGACAACAACAGCAACGGCGCUGACAACGGGGGCAUUGACAACCACAGUGACAGGGACAUGGGUGCUCUCUUUCUCAACACGCAUGUUGUUCAUGUGCUGCUGAGUGGGAGUGCCCUCACCAUGCCCUUGCCCAGUGGGCCUCAAUCUCAGGGGCCUGCACCCCCUUGUGCUGCCGGGACAGCCGUGUUAGAGUGGGCGGUGGAGCAGGGAGUGACCGUGGAGGAAGGUCGUCAGCUACACAGGCAGCAGCAGUUUCUCACCAACCCACGCCCAGUUGUGCUGCAACAGCCCUUCUCCUCCGGUGCUCUACCAGCUCUCUGCCACCCCCCUGUUGCCUCCUUAGCCCGACACGGCCUUUACUCUGGGAGCUGA
Molecule: messenger RNA, 1734 nt
Organism: Closterium sp. NIES-65
Lineage: Eukaryota; Viridiplantae; Streptophyta; Zygnematophyceae; Desmidiales; Closteriaceae
Source: the annotation of a GenBank genome assembly